AUGACCUCUCACAAGAUUUCUUAUAGAAAUCAGCUGGCGGUCCUUGAUGUCGAAAAAACAGUCCUGUCGCCUCCACAAAUGCAAAUGAUUGCACACGAAUUCAAUUUUUCCGAAACCGUCUUUCUGCGCCGAAAUGACUCUGGGGAGUUCGCUGUCAACAUUUAUACGCCGGUGACUGAAAUUGACUUCGCCGGGCAUCCCGUCAUCGGAACCGGCCACGUUAUAUUUCAACGGCUCCUGCCUAGCCUCCAAGAGUAUCAGCUGUCUUCCGAGAUCCUUCUUUCCACUAAUGCAGGACCCGUCACGCUUCAUCAUAAUGCAGAAGAAGCAACAGUGUCUGCCCAAGUGCCUCACAAUAUUCAUAUCCAUUCACGACCGACAACCAAGCAACAAGUCCUAACGACACAGCCAUCCCUGCAUGGACACUCCUCAUCGUUGGAGGAAGGAUAUCCCGCUGUAUCUAUUGUCAAACGUGCCACUUAUACACUGGUGGAUUUGACAAGGGAUCCAGAUGCAUUCGCGUGUUUGAGUGCUGGGCCCAGUCGGGUCACCGAGCUGGAUGAUGGCUGGUCUCCUUCAUUCACUGGUGUAAUGUACUAUUUGACGUCAACACCUUACAUCGAGGAAGGCUUCGUGAUGCAAAGGCUUCGAGUUCGCAUGAUUGCAAUCGAUCUCGAGGAUCCAGCCUGCGGCAGUGGCUGCAGCUCUCUCUGUGCUUACUUGGCCCUGCGGCAGGGUGGGCCAAGAGCGCAGUUCAAAUUUCUCAUUGAGCAAGGAAAGGAGAUUGGGCGGGACAGUUACAUUCAUGUGGGAAUUACGUUGAAUCAGAACGGAGACGGUGUAGAGACCAUUUCUCUCACCGGCCAGGCGGCAAUGGUGAUGGAGGGCACACUGUUGCUACCCGAGUAA
Clonostachys rhizophaga is the source of this 909-nucleotide messenger RNA. Lineage: Eukaryota; Fungi; Ascomycota; Sordariomycetes; Hypocreales; Bionectriaceae. The record is from the annotation of a GenBank genome assembly.